Messenger RNA from Olea europaea var. sylvestris, 2330 nucleotides. Its product is annotated as O-fucosyltransferase 3-like. The record is from RefSeq and is a predicted model, not a curated record. Lineage: Eukaryota; Viridiplantae; Streptophyta; Magnoliopsida; Lamiales; Oleaceae. The transcript is spliced from 8 exons. Gene Ontology annotation, cellular component: cytoplasm; chloroplast. Bases 480 to 1982 code for a protein of 500 amino acids.
AUCAUGAAAUAAAUUAAUUUACAAUGUUACCGCAAUAAUUAUAUGAAUCAAACUUGAUUAUGCAAACAACAAAAUAAUCCAAAUCCUGGAUCAUUUUUUCCUGAAAAAUAGGAUAGAAAUUCUGCAGAGACACGUUCAUUUUGAUAAACUAUUCAGAUCGUGAAAAUCACUUCUCAUUUAUUUUUUUCCUCUCUUAUAUAUAGGGAGAUGCCAUUUCUUCAUCCUGUCAAAAAAAUUCCUUUUUUUUCCUCAAUUAAAAUUCAAAAAUUUCCUUCAAUUUCACCCAUCCGCGUUUCAGUUCUUCCAUUUUACUAGAAAGAUUGAAUCUUUGACAAACCCACAUUUCAAAUCAUGCAUAUGCGUAGAAUAUGCAUGUAACAUCGUGUAGUUGAUUCAUGAAUUUGGGGUUUGUUGUGAUGUGUAAUUUGGGGAUGAAUAUCUGGCGAUGGCAAUGAGGGUAGAGGUAGAGGUAGAGGGAGAUGGAGGUGGUAAGAUCAGAAAGGGACAUUGAUAAAUUGCCGUUAUUGCAGGGGCAGGCGGUUCAGAGAUCAAGAUUACAAGCUUGGUUUAUCAGAAUUUGUUCUAGCAUUCUAAUAUGGACCUGUUUGGUUCAGCUUGUCACAGUUGGGGAACUGUGGCAUCCUCGGCUAUUCACCGGAGAAUUGGGAUUUAGAAAAAUGUCGGUUGGUGGAGAAGAAUCCCUACCUUCUUCACCCCCACCCCCGGUUCCUUCUAGAAAUUACAGAAGUAAUGGUUUUCUUAAAGUCUCUUGCAAUGGCGGCUUGAAUCAAAUGCGCUCAGAGAUUUGUGACAUGGUCACAAUUGCUAGGCUGUUAAAUCUUACUUUGGUUGUUCCCGAGCUUGAUAAGGCAUCAUUCUGGGCUGAUCCUAGUAAUUUUGAGGAUAUUUUUGAUGUGAGACAUUUCAUUGAUUCAUUAAGAGAUGAAGUUCGAAUUAUUAAGAGGUUGCCCAAGAAGUUUGGGGCAAGAUAUGGAUUUAAACCGCUUAUAAUGCCUCCUGUAAGCUGGUCAAAUGAGAAAUACUAUUUGCAACAGAUUUUGCCUCUCUUCAGCCAGCAUAAGGUUAUAUACUUCAACAAAACAGAUGCUCGACUGGCAAAUAAUGGGAUCCCUCUUGAGCUUCAGAAACUCAGGUGUCAUGUCAAUUUCCAGGCGCUAAAGUUCACACCUGAGAUUGAGGCUCUGGGAAACAAGUUGGUUCAUAUUCUUCAAGAAAAGGGACCAUAUUUAGCAUUGCAUCUCCGAUAUGAAAUGGACAUGUUGGCUUUCUCAGGUUGUACUCAUGGCUGUACUGUAGAGGAGGCUGAGGAACUCAAACGGUUAAGGUAUGCAUUUCCUUGGUGGAGGGAGAAAGAAAUAGUAUCAGAGGAAAGGAGAUCUCAUGGCUUAUGUCCUCUUACCCCAGAGGAGACGGCUUUGAUUCUGCGAGCAUUGGGAUUUGAUAAGGAAACCCAAAUCUAUAUUGCAUCUGGUGAGAUCUACGGAAGUGAACGCAGACUUACUUCUUUAAGAGCUGCCUUUCCAAGGAUUGUUAAAAAGGAAAUGCUGCUAGAUCCCAAAGAUUUGCUGCAGUUUCAGAAUCAUUCAUCUCAAAUGGCAGCCCUCGAUUUUAUGGUUUCUGUUGCUAGUAAUAUUUUUAUUCCCACAUAUGAUGGAAACAUGGCAAGAGUCGUGGAAGGUCAUCGUAGGUACCUUGGUUUCAAAAAAACCAUCAAACUGGAUCGCAUAAAGCUUGUAGAGUUGUUGGAUUUACUUCAAAAUGGGACACUCACCUGGGAUGAGUUUUCAGCUGCGGUACAAGUGGCCCAUGAGAGAAGAAUAGGACAGCCAAGUCAACGUAAGGUUAUUCCAGACAAGCCGAAAGAAGAAGAUUACUUCUAUGCGAAUCCUCAAGAAUGCCUUUGUGAAAGCAUUAGUUGUGACGACUUAUCAAGUCCUGGUAAUGCAACUACAAUCAUAUGAUACAUUGCUGUAAAAUCUUUUUUUUUUUUUGGCAUCGAUCUGUCAAUACAUGUGGUGAAAGUGAGGUUAACUAUGCCACUCCAAUAAUCUGAGACUUGUUUUGAUGGAUACAUGCACUCAAAAACGAACUGUCGACUGAAGUUGCUGCUGGUUCCUAUCAAGAAUUGAUCAUCGUUUGUGAAGAAUUCUCAAGAAAGAAGGAACUUUUAAGCUAAAAGAUAAUUGAAAAGAUUCAAAAUGUCUUCAUUCAUUUUGUUAAUAUGUAAUUUUAUUUUCUUCUGCUGAUAGAAUAAUGCCGUGUAAUUUUGGAUAUUGUCAUUCAUACAGAAAUUUCCUCGUUAAUUGCUA